Messenger RNA from Gekko japonicus, 1156 nucleotides. RefSeq names its product uridine-cytidine kinase 1 (gene UCK1). Gene Ontology annotation, molecular function: kinase activity; ATP binding. The record is from RefSeq and is a predicted model, not a curated record. Gene Ontology annotation, cellular component: cytoplasm; cytosol. Lineage: Eukaryota; Metazoa; Chordata; Lepidosauria; Squamata; Gekkonidae.
AGCCUUUGACGCGCGCGCGCUACUCUUUCCUUGACUCCAUGUCCCAUCAUGCCUUGCGGGCCGCCCGCGAUUCAGGCAAGCGCUCCCUUCGCCCUGAGGCUCCCUGGGGGAUGUAGUUUCUCCGCCGUGGCCUGCCCUGCCUGCGAUGCAACCCGGACCAUGGCUUCCGCGGGCUGCAGUAGCAGCAGCAGCAGUCUGGAUCUCUUAGGCGCCGGGGAGGUGGAGCGGCCGCACCCGAGGCCUUUCCUGAUCGGGGAGGGAGGCACCGCCAGCGGCAAGUCGACAGUAUGCGAGAAGAUCAUGGAACUCCUGGGUCAGAACGAAGUGGACCAUCGCCAGCGGAAGGUGGUCAUCCUCAGCCAGGACCGGUUCUACAAGGUGCUCACGGCUGAGCAGAAGGCCAAAGUCCUGAAGGGGCAGUACAACUUCGACCACCCAGACGCUUUUGACAACGAGUUGAUGCAGACGACCUUGAAGAACAUUGUGGAUGGCCAGACAGUUGAGGUCCCAACCUAUGACUUUGUGACUCAUUCCAGGUUGCCUGAGACGACCGUGGUCUACCCCGCAGACGUGGUUCUCUUUGAGGGGAUUUUGGUGUUCUACAAUCAAGACAUCCGGGACAUGUUUCACCUCCGCCUCUUUGUCGACACGGACUCAGAUGUGAGACUCUCCCGGAGAGUUCUCCGGGAUAUGAAACGGGGAAGGGACCUGGAACAGAUUCUGACCCAGUACACGACUUUUGUCAAGCCCGCCUUUGAAGAAUUCUGCUUGCCGACCAAGAAAUACGCUGAUGUGAUUAUCCCUCGAGGAGUAGAUAACAUGGUUGCCAUCAAUCUCAUUGUGCAGCACAUCCAAGACAUCCUGAACGGAGACCUCUGCAAGUGGCACCGCGGGGGCCCCAAUGGGCACGCCCGCUCCUCCAAGAGGCCUUUCCCGGAACAAGUGGACAGCAGCCCCGUCCUGGCCCCUGGCAAACGGUCCCACCUGGAGUCCAGCAGCCGCCCCCACUAACGGGGUCUGUCCAGAAGAACCCAGGGCCCCAACCGCUGGACUCGAGAACCAUCAGAGGCUUGGAAGGGCCCCGUGGAUGUCUCUCCUGUGUUUGGAAGCUCGACUGACAGGGGGGCAGGUCUUCUUCCGGAAGCAGCAGGGCGUU